Adineta ricciae is the source of this 1110-nucleotide messenger RNA. The record is from the annotation of a GenBank genome assembly. NCBI's taxonomy places the organism in Eukaryota, Metazoa, Rotifera, Eurotatoria, Adinetida, Adinetidae.
AUGACCAAUGAACAACAAGUUCCAUUACAAACAAUCUCAGCCAAUGUCGUUGAAACAUCUUCAUCAUCUGCUUUCAAAACUAUAUACAAACGAUUACAUGCGCAUUCCGGUGUUUGGUACAUGCUCACAUCAAAUAUCCUAUUUGCGUGUUGUACAUUCUCAUUGAAGCUCAUUCCUGCCGAUAUGUUCGACAUCAUGAUCGUACGUUUUGCUGUCCAAACGAUCGUAUUUGGCAUAUACGCAAUCUGCUAUAAACAUUACAGUGUCUUCGAUACUCACGGACAACCAAUUGCCAGUGUCUUGAAUGUCUUAAUGUCAAGUGGAACGAAUUUAACUUAUUUAGCAGCGUUUUACUUUCUCCCCUUAUCAGAUCUCAACACAAUCAAAUAUACCUACAUCGUUUGGGCAGCGAUUUUAGCCGUGAUAUUUCUUAAAGAGCGUUUUAGAUUGAUCAAUGGUAUAUCGUUAGCAUUGACUGUUGCGGGUUUAUUACUUGCAACGAAACCUCAAUUUUUUAUCAAAAUUUUCAGUGAAAUGUUCAUUGAAACUCCAAAGAAUAUCUCGUUAACAACCAUUGCGACAACAACAGUUCUCAAUCAAGUGACUACAACUUCAUCUUACUACUAUCUCGGUGUUAUUCUCGCUUUUAUCUCUUCGUUAACCAAAGCAAUACAAAUGAUCGCACGCAAACAAUUAGUCAAGACGAAACAGCCUUACUCCGUGAUGAACUUCCAAUUCACAGCGUUCGCUUUAAUCAUCGCACUUUCAUACAGUCUUAUUCGGCGAAUUUGGCAGCCUGUAGGUUAUCCAUGGAAGUGGAUGUUCUCCGCUGGAGUCAUCAUUGGUGCAAUACAAUUAAUAGUUAAUACAUUUCUUGCCAAAGCAUUAAAACGGGAGAAUGUUCAAUUGGUAUCGAUUAUUGGUACAUUUGAUAUUCUCUAUGCUUGCUUAUUACAGUAUAUUUUUCUUAAAUUAACGAAAUCUGGGAUGUUUUACGUUGGUGCCUCACUGAUUGUCAUCUCGGCUAUCAUACUCUCGAUUGAUAACCAUUCAAGGAGCCAAAAGUUGAAACAACAACAACAAGAAAAGAAUCCAGAGAGUAAUGCUUGA